This is a messenger RNA of Mycosarcoma maydis (corn smut), 2949 nucleotides long. RefSeq names its product putative COPI coatomer subunit beta. NCBI's taxonomy places the organism in Eukaryota, Fungi, Basidiomycota, Ustilaginomycetes, Ustilaginales. Gene Ontology annotation, cellular component: COPI vesicle coat; cytoplasm. Bases 1 to 2949 code for a protein of 982 amino acids. The transcript has a single exon. Gene Ontology annotation, biological process: endoplasmic reticulum to Golgi vesicle-mediated transport; intra-Golgi vesicle-mediated transport; intracellular protein transport. The record is from RefSeq and is a predicted model, not a curated record. Gene Ontology annotation, molecular function: structural molecule activity.
AUGACGUCCUCCGAGGCCAUCGCGUACACCGUCGUUGCUUCCGACCCCAGCAGCGACGUUAUCGAGCUUUCCACUCAGGAUCUGCGAAACAACCUCCAGCGCGGUUCCGAUGAGGUCAAACUGGAAACGCUUCGACACAUUAUUGUCUCGACGCUCAACGGCUCGCCUCAGCCCACCCUGCUCAUGCCCAUCAUCCAAUAUGUCCUGCCAAGCCGUAACAAGCAGCUCAAAAAGAUGCUGCAUUUCUACUGGGAAGUCUGCCCCAAGCUCGACGAAAAGGGCAAUCUCAAGCAGGAGAUGAUUCUCGUCUGCAAUGCCAUCCGAAACGACUUGCAGCACCCCAACGAGUACAUUCGAGGCUCUACAUUGCGUUUUCUGCAAAAAGUAAAGGAACCUGAGCUGCUCGAACCGCUCAUUCCUACCAUCCGCCAGUGCCUCGAGCACCGUCACAGCUAUGUCCGCAAGAAUGCCGUCUUUUGCGUCUAUUCGAUAUAUCAGCAGAACGAGAGCCUCAUCGUCGAUGCUCCCGAGCUGAUGGAGACCUUCCUCGCCGCCGAGGCUGACACCACCUGUAAACGCAAUGCAUUCGUUCUUCUCUGCCAUACCGCUCCUGAACGGGCCGUCCAAUAUUUCCUCGGCCUCGGUGACCAGGCCGCAUCGCAGGACGAGCUCAUGCAGCUCGCCAUCAUCGAGCUCAUCCGCAAACACUGUCGCGGCGACUCGCCCAACCGUGCUCGCUACAUUCGUGCUGUAUCGGAGCUCCUCUCUGCUCCCAGCCACUCGGUCAAGUACGAGGCUGCCACCACGCUCACCACACUCACGCAAAACGCUGCUGCUGUCAAAGCGACUGCUAGCACGCUCAUCGAGCUUAUCGUCAAGGAGAGCGACAACAAUGUCAAGCUCAUUGUGCUCGAUCGUCUCGACGCGCUACGCACUAAGCACGAACAUGUCAUCGACCCGCUAGUCAUGGAUCUCUUGCGUGUCCUCAGCAGCCCCGACAUGGACGUACGACGCAAGGCUCUUCGCAUCGCCCUCGAGAUGGUGUCAAGCCGCAACAUUGAAGAGGUAGUGCUGCUGCUCAAGAAGGAGCUCAUGAAGACGGUCGACUCAUCGCAGUCGCAGGACAAAAACCUCGAGUAUCGACAGCUUCUCAUCCAAUCCGUCCACACCUGCGCAAUCAAGUUUUCCGAGGUCGCAAGCAACGUCGUGCACGUGCUCAUGGAGUUUCUCGGCGACUCGAACAACCCUUCGGCGGUUGACGUCAUUGCCUUCGUUCGCGAAGUGGUUGAGAAAUUCCCCGACCUGCGUUCCUCCAUCGUCGAUAAGUUGCUCCGCACUUUUACGGAUAUCAAGUCUGGAAAAGUUUUCCGUGGUGCGUUGUGGAUUGUUGGCGAGUACUGUGCUAGCAUUCAAGACGUCAAGGAAGCGAUGCAGCAGAUUCGCAAGGUGAUUGGUGAGGUGCCCAUCCUCGCCGCAGAGGAGCGUCUGCUCGAGUCGUCGACUGCCGAGACGGAUGGCACCAAGGAAGAAGCCGAUGCGGCGUCUUCGUACUCGGCGUUGGCAGCCGCUAAGCCUACCUCGUCGGCGGCCAACCGUGUGCGCGCCGAUGGCACCUACGCCACUGAAACCGCCUUCAGUUCCGAGACCAACCAAGCUGCUCGCCUCGAAGCGGUCAAGAACGCAUCCAAGCCACCUUUGCGCUCGUUGUUGCUGCUCGGUGAUUUUUACACGGGGUCCGUACUCGCAUCGACGCUCACCAAGCUAGUACUCCGCUUCGCCGAGCUCUCAUCCGACGCCGGUGCAAAGAACAGCCUUCGUGCCGAAGCGAUGCUCAUCAUGACCAGCAUCGUCCGCGUAGGCCAGUCCAAUUUCGCUGCUUCGCCCAUCGACGAGGACUCGACCGAGCGCAUCAUGGCUUGCGUCGAGACACUCGCGUCGUCCGCCGAAGAGGCACAACCCGAGAGCAAGGAAGCGAAGCAGGUAUUCUUGCACGAUACCAAGCAGGCCUACACCAAGAUGGUGGAGCAUGAACAAGCGAAAGCGGCGGAAAAGCUCGCCAAGGAGACCAAGAAGGUCAAGGUGCAGCCCGACGAUUUGCUGUCAUUCCGCCAAUUCUCGAAACAGGCGGCCGACGAUGCGGUCGAGGAGUACGAGCGCGAACUGACACAGGCCACCGGAACAGCCGAGGCUGCCAAGGACGACUUUAUCAGCAAGUUGGCACGGGUGGUUCAGCUCACUGGGUUUUCGGAUCCUGUCUACGCCGAGGCUUAUGUCAACGUGCACCAGUUCGACAUCUUGCUCGACGUGCUUGUUGUUAACCAGACGUCGGAAACGCUUCAGAAUCUUUCGAUCGAGUUCGCCACGCUGGGCGAUCUGAAACUCGUGGAGCGUCCGUCGAACUACACGCUUGCGCCCUACUCGUACCAGUCGAUCAAAGCGACCAUCAAAGUUUCAUCUACCGAGACUGGCGUCAUCUUUGGCAACAUCAUUUACGAAGGCGCUGCGGGCACGGGGACGCAAUCCGCCGGCGAUGCCAAGUGCGUCGUUCUGAACGACAUCCACAUCGACAUCAUGGACUACAUUGCGCCCGCCUACUGCAACGAAGCGCAGUUCCGAGCCAUGUGGACCGAGUUCGAGUGGGAAAACAAGGUCAACGUCAACACCUCGAUCACCGACCUGCGCGACUAUCUGGCACAUAUCAUGAAGAGCACCAACAUGUCGUGCUUGACUCCCGAGGCGAGUCUGGCCGGCGAGUGCGGUUUCUUGUCCGCCAACAUGUACGCCAGGAGCUUGUUCGGCGAGGACGCUCUCGCCAACUUGAGCAUCGAGCUCCUGCCGGACGGAAAGACGAUUCAGGGUCAUGUGAGGAUUCGUAGCAAGACCCAGGGGAUCGCCUUGAGCUUGGGAGACAAGAUUACGCUCGCCCAGAAGGCGGCGAGUAAAGAUUAG